Aspergillus sclerotioniger CBS 115572 is the source of this 953-nucleotide messenger RNA. RefSeq lists its product as uncharacterized. Lineage: Eukaryota; Fungi; Ascomycota; Eurotiomycetes; Eurotiales; Aspergillaceae. The transcript has a single exon. The record is from RefSeq and is a predicted model, not a curated record. Bases 213 to 806 code for a protein of 197 amino acids.
AGGAGAUAGACGUGUAAGGAGUCAUUUUGAACUGGAAAAUGCUAGCCAGGAACAAGUCUAUAAGAGUCGCCGUUCGGCGCCCCUUUCAUGAUCAUAACCAUCAAUCAAAGCCAUCAAUCAAAGCCAUCAAUCAAAGCCAUCAAUCAAAGCCAUCAUUCAAAGCCAUCAAUCAAACCAUUCUCUGAUAAUCACUCACUCACCUCUUAUCCAAAAUGCAUAUUUUUGACUCCAUCCCCUGGUCAACCCUCCUACCCUCCAUCCUGAUGCUUUCGACCACCGUCGAAGGAGUCGCUAUCCGACACCACAAGAAACAUAGUUGCAGCGGCAACAUCUUCGUGCAAUGCUCUAGCAUUGCAUCCUACACUUGCUGCGGCUCCUCAAGAGCCCUGGAGUCCACCCGUUUCCUUGGGCUCGGAGAUACCUACUUGGGGUCCGUCUGCACCAAGAAGAAAUCCGCCGACUGUGGCACUGUUGUGAAGUCUUCGACAGGAAGCAGACUGUGCUUGAGUCAUAAGAAUAUCAAGGGAGCGUUCUGGCUGGAUUGUACUCGGUGUUCGAAACGUGGGGUUGUCAUUGAUGGUGAUGACGACUCGGAUUCUACGAGUGACUAUGCCGACUUUAAUGUCACGGAUGUGGUGGAGCCUGAUCUUAUUGGGUUCAAUGGAUAUACUUUCCAUAUUAACUACAAUGUUCCUCAGAAUGUUACUGAUGCAUUUGAGGCGCUCGCUGAGGAAGAUGCUUCUGUGGAGGAGUUUCCAGAUUAUUUGUGGGAUUAUUAUGCUGGUAUGGUGGAUGAUGAGGAGUAAUCUGUUGUAGCACUGGGGAUAGGAAUAGGGGGGAGGCAAUGUUGGAAUCAUGUGUUGCUACAUCGUGUAUAUUGAUUGUACCCAGUAAUUCUAUUAGUUGGAUGGUCAUAGAAUACUCGCCUGCGCGAGGAUAAAGAAAUGUUGAGC